AUGGGCAACAGCGACAGCAAGAGCAAGUUCCGCGAGAGCGUGUACAAGCUCAACAACGAGGUCAUCAGCAGCAAGAACCUCGAGUUCUGGGACAAGCUCUGGCGCAUCCCGACGGUGGCCGAGGAGAUCUUCACGCUCAUCCAGCCCGACGACGUGCGCAUGAUGCGCCACCAGCAGCCCGAGAACCUGGCCACGCUGCUGCGCCAGGCCGUCUCGCAGAUUGUGCAGAUCGUGGACACGCCCGUGCCCAAGUACUACCAGCAGGCGCUCAACUGCGUGCGCGUGCUCACGCGGCUCGUGCCCUUCAUCCUCGAGGAGGGGGGCGACGAGUUCGUCGAGGAGCUCUUCUGGAGCGUCGAGGGCCAAUCAGGAGCCAAAGAAGGAGAGGAAGAGGAGGACGAGACCAAGGAGGAGACGCAGCCCACCGCCGAGCCCCUGGCCAAGCAGAUGCUGCACGCCAUCAUGGGGCUGCUGUUCCUGCCGGAGUUUACGGUCUCGAUCCACGCGUACAAGGGCUACGGGGAGGAGCGACGCAGCGCCACGCGCAGCGGCCAGAGCACGACCAGCGGCUCGUUGGUCUUCCCGUCGCUGCUGUGGCACUCCGGUGUGGGCUACCCCGAUGCUAGCGUCGUGAACUCGUCCAACUAUGACAAGAACCGCAAGGAGGUGCUGGCGCUGCUACUCACGUGCUUCUCGAGCAUUUUGUACCAGACGGCCGAGACGUGCAGCAACUGGAAAGAUAGGUUCUUGGAGGUGGCCACGGCCACGGACUGUCCCUUCACGCCGACGCUGUUCUACUCGCUGUUGAACAUUGUCGUGUCGUACGACCCUGUCGGGUGGGGCGUGCCCUACGCGGGCUCCAUUGUGUCGGACGACAGGGAGUUGCUGGUGGAUCUGUCACUCCAGGUGCUGCUGGUGCUGCUGGACUUUGGCCAGACCACGGAGAGCAACUCGGCCGCGACGUCCAAGCCGCAGCCUGGCAGCUCGACCCCCGCAGCGAAGCGUCGCUCGUCGUCCGUGACGUCGAGAACCUCGAACCCCAUUUUCGACGGUGUGGCGAAUGUGUACCGCAACUUGCUGUCGUCGCUCCAGAGACCGGAGGACUUCCAGUUGAUUUUCACGGGGUUGUCGCGCCUAUUGAACAACUACCACCAGUCGAUGAGCACGCUGCUGCCCAACUCGAUCAAGCAGAUCAAGUGCCACCAGGAGCUUCUCGUUCUGCUGUGGAAGAUGCUGGACGAGAACACGGAGUUCUUGCACUACGUGCUGAAGAAGGCGGACGUUAACCAGCUCGUGGUCCCGCUGUUGUUCUUGAUGUACGAGGGCAGACAGGAGCCGGCCAAGGUAGGCAUGAUCCACAUUUGUACCUUCAUCCUGCUGCUGCUCAGUGGCGAGCGCGACUUCGGUGUCAACUUGAACAAACCCUUCAACAACCACCUCCCGCUGGAUCUGCCUCCGUUCUCGGGCAACCACGCGGACCUGCUGAUCGUCUGCCUGCACAAGAUUAUUGUGAGCGGCUACGAGAAGCUCAACUCGGUGUACAACUGCUUCCUCACGAUCAUUUGCAACAUCUCGCCGUACUGCAAGAAGCUCAACAUGGUGUCCAGCGUCCGUCUGCUCCGCCUGUUCAAGCUGUUCGCGCAGCCGCGCUACCUGUUCGACAACGAGGCCAACCACCACUUGGUGUUCUUCCUGCUCGAGACCUUCGACAACAUCAUUCAGUACCAGUACGAGGGCAACCAGCAGGUCGUGUACGCCAUGAUCCAGAACAAGAACGUCUUCUACCAGCUCAACGACCUGCAGCUUCCACCUAUCCGAGCUGCUUCAGCCACGACUAAGAAGGAGGGCGAGGGUGCAGAGCAGCAGGAGCAGAGCCCGGAGGGCGAGUUUGUCCCUACGGUCGAGUGGCUAUCGGCGUGGAAGAAGAAACUCCCGCUGACCACGAGCCUUCGCCUACUCCAGCACCUCAUUCCCCAACUGGAAGACGCCUGCCAGAAGGCCGGUGGCAGUUUGGACGAGGAUGCGAUGCUGUACUUCCUGCGCACGACCACGAUGGUGGGUCUCCUGCCCGUGCCGCACCCGAUCGUGAUCCGGAAGUACCAGAUCAACCAGUUCACGCACCUGUGGUUCACCACCUUCACGUGGGGCGUCAUCUUCCUGCGUAACCAGGUGCUGCCUCUCUUCGACGGCGGCGCCAUCACUCUGUUCACCAUCAGCGUUCUAUAAGGUACUUCAUUAGCUUGGAAAGCCACGAUAUGCCGAU
Molecule: messenger RNA, 2263 nt
Organism: Phytophthora sojae
Lineage: Eukaryota; Oomycota; Peronosporomycetes; Peronosporales; Peronosporaceae
Exons: 1
Coding region: 1-2226 (741 amino acids)
Cellular component (GO): membrane; Golgi medial cisterna; Golgi trans cisterna
Source: RefSeq, a predicted model, not a curated record